AUGAGCACACCAAUACAGCCGUAUGCAUUGCUACGCAACAUUGUCGCCUCUGCAAGGACAAAUUCCGUCAUAGCACGACCAUUCGCAUCCCAUUGUCGACCCUCGUCUACGAAGCCACAUCUUGCACGCAAGCUCCAAUGUAUCGACAAGAGACAAUGGAGCUCUUCGGCAUGGAGAGCUGCAUCUACACCCGGUCGCAAUGAUGCCGAAGCAAAGGACGACAAGACGAAAGCUGCCGAAGCUCAAAAGCCGGAUGAGAGAUUCUACAUGCCGCCGCCGCCCGAGCAUCUACAGCAAAGGAUCGAUGCUGCCAUUCUGGAUGCUGCGAGGUCUGCUGCCCCUGUUCGCCCUCCGCCCAGCCCCAAGCCCCAGGUAGCGCCAGGACCGAAGCCUACACCAAUGGUGGAAGAGCAGCCUGUUGAACCAGAAGCUGCGACUACAGCGCCAGAAACACUGCAAGAGACUCAAAACGAGACUUCAGCGGAAGUGUCUGCUGAGGAAGACAUUCUAAAAGCAGAGGCAGAGGCCAAAGCAGAUGAUAUUGCCAAAGAGGCCGCUGCUACAGAGGAAGCACUACCUUCGAAACAUCGGGAGCAAAGAUGGCAAUUGUCCAAGCGAGUACAGGAACGCAUGGAUGAGUUGCUCGCAAAGGCCGCACUUGUCAGUCACACAGUCAACAACUACACCGGCACAGACUACUCUGGCAUCGAACGCUUGCGCCGAGACAUAAUCGAUCAAGGUAAUUCCCUGCUCACACACGUCUACGAUCCUUGGAGUCCAUCUGACAAGAUCCCAGAGCAACUAGUCAAAGCCGCCCACGCCGAAGUCAACACAGCAAAACUCGCCUACACAACCUCCUACAGCCAACAAGCCGCCUCCCAAAAAGAAGUCGUCGGCCUCCUCGAACGCAAACACUCCUGGUCCGCCGCAGACCUCGAACGCUACAUGUCCCUAAUCCGCUCCGAGCACCUCAACGAACAAGCCGUACAAGCAGCGAAAGAACACCUCGCAAACGCCGAACGCGAACUCGAAGAUGCGCGAGGAAAGCUGGAGAAGAAGGAACGUAAACAAUAUCACGAAGAGCAAAUUUGGAGUGAUACGAUAAGGAGGAACAGUACGUGGGUUACGUUUGGCCUUAUGGGGUUGAAUAUCUUUUUGCUGUUGGCUAAUUUGGUCAUAUUUGAGCCGUGGAGGAGGAGGAGAAUUGUGAGGGAGAUCAAGACUGCUCUGGAUGAAAAGACAAGCAUGGCACCCUCAUCGCUUGCUCCUGCUGUGGAAGCAGAGGUGGACAAAGUCAUCGAGCCUGCCGAUCAAGCACUGGAGAAGCUGGAAGAGCAGGUUGUCGAGAGAGUCGAGGCUGCAGCAGAAGCCAUGCCAGAGACGGCAACAGAAGUGGCACCCGAUGCCCAACCCGAAGCAAUGGCCGACAGCGAAGUGGUGGUCGGAGAGACGGCCUUGGCAGCUGGUGAGGUCCUUCCGGAAGAAGCAGUCGAGAUCAGCGACCCCGUCGCCGAGAGCAACGAAGCCGCAGAAGAAGCAAUCGAAGAGCCGACACAACGACCAGAGCCCCAGAAUUGGGAAGAGAGAUUCAAUCUCUGGAAGGAGAUCCUAUCGGCUAAGCUCGCCCUCUACAAAGCUAGAUUGCAAGACCUCUUCUCCGAGCGACAAGUCACAGUCAAGAAGAUUGAUGUGACGACGAUAGCUCUCGAGGGCGCUGCAGCGGGUGUGGCAGUAGUCGGGCUCCUGUGGGCGCUGCUCAAUACCCGAUCAUGA
Aureobasidium subglaciale EXF-2481 is the source of this 1773-nucleotide messenger RNA. RefSeq lists its product as uncharacterized. Gene Ontology annotation, cellular component: mitochondrial inner membrane. Gene Ontology annotation, biological process: inner mitochondrial membrane organization. The coding region runs from base 1 to 1773 and encodes 590 amino acids. The transcript has a single exon. NCBI's taxonomy places the organism in Eukaryota, Fungi, Ascomycota, Dothideomycetes, Dothideales, Saccotheciaceae. The record is from RefSeq and is a predicted model, not a curated record.